CGUGACAGUGACGUAUAUAAGCUACCCUCCGUCGCGGUCAAUUUUUCCGAAUUAAACAGAACACAAUCUACUAAUAUUGCACCGAGAAACAUCAAGGCUCUUCGUAGACCACGAUGGUUAGACUAAUAUAUAGCGUGUUGGUAUUGUGCUGUGUUUCCGUGGUUCUGUGUCAAGAAACCCAUUAUGAGACCAUGGAAGAUGGCAUGCAGAAAAUAUCAAUGCAGAGCCCAUCACUAACCGAGGAAGAACGUCACAGCAUGCACAUGCCGGACACACUCCAGUGUGACGCCUGCAGAGUUAUAGCUUCCCAGCUGAUGACGAGGUUCAACACAGAACACAAGAAGAGAAAGAGUGUCAUUGCGAAACGAGGUCGCUUGGCUGAGUCUGAUGUGCUUGACAUCAUUGAAUCGAUCUGCAAAGACGAUAACGAGGUUUUUGAUAAUGUUGGCGUUAAAGCAAUCAACGGUCAGACUCAUCUGUCAGGGCCAGGCCUGGAGACGGAGAACUUUCCAGGCAUGAUGCAGGGCGGCGGUAAAUGGCCUGGCAGGCUGAAGGAGAUGUGUUCCAUGUACACAGGCGAUAUAGGAGAAGAAGAGAUUUAUAAAGCGUUUCUGAAACGCAUAAAUCUAGAAGAUUUUCUGUGUUGGGGAAUUGAUGAAAUGGCAUACUGUAAUACAGUGAAGAAGCAAAUGAAAUUAAAUAAAAAAGGAAAAAACGAACUAUGAUCCAUAAAAUCCUCCAACUUUUUAUAAUUUGAAAAGCAGAAACAGAUUAAAAUUAAAAAACCGAAAAAAAGAAAGAAAAAAAAAGAAAGGUUAAAAAAAAGGGGGAAAUAAUAAAAGAAACAUAAAAAGAUAGAGAAGAAAAAAUGAAAUUAGUGUUUUUGGUCUAAGGCCUAUUUUUAUCACACAUUUGUUGUUGAACGUUUUGCAUAUUUUGGUUGUUAUUGUUGUUAGUUAGUUUUAUAAUUAUAAUAUUGUUGGAGCCAUUCUACAAUUAUGUAACUAAAAAUCUAGCAUUUUGUAAACAUCUUUCAUAUAAAAUUUUAUAAUGCGGACAACACCUCUUUCCCUUUAAGCCAGUGCAGCAUGACUGGUAUAUCAAAGACCAUGGUAUGCACUAUCCUGUCUGUGGAUAUAUAAAAUAUCCCUUGCUACUAAUGGAAAAAUGCAACAGGGACCGCACCCCAUAAAUUUUGCGAUAGUUAUGAUUUUAUUAUAUAUUAACUUUAAUUUUUUACGAUCCCCCUCCAAACCUCGGCGUUUCUGAAACGCAUAAAUCUAGAAGACUUUCUGUGUUGGGGAAUUGAUGAAAUGGCAUACUGUAAUACAGUGAAGAAGCAAAUGAAAUCAAAUAAAAAAGGAAAUGACGAACUAUGAUCCAUAAAAUCCUCCAACUCAUAAAUGUUUUUUUUUAACAAUUUGAAAAGCAGUAACACAAACCAUUAGAUUAAAAAAAAAUAAAAAAUGGGGGAAAAAAAAAGAUGGGUUAAAAAAAGAGGGAAAAAGAAAAGACAUAAAAAAAAAAUAGAAAAAUAAAACUAGUUUUUUUUUUUUUUUUUUUUUUAAUCUAAGGCCUAUUUUUAUCACAUGUUUGUUAUUGAAAGUUUUGCAUAUUUUGGUUGUUAUUGUUGUUCGUUAGUUUUAUAAUUAUAAUAUUGUUGGAGCCAUUCUACAAUUAUGUAACAAAAAAUCUAGCAUUUUGUAAACAUCUUCCAUAUAAAAUUUUAUAAUGCUGACAGAACAUCUUUCCCCUUUAAGCCAGGUGCACCAUGACUGGUAUGUCAAAGGCCAUGGUAUGCACUAUCCUGUAUGUGGAUAUAUAAAAUAUCCCUUGCUACUAAUGGAAAAAUGCAACAUGUUUCCUCUCUAAGACAUUAUGUCAAAAUUACCAAAUGUUUGACAUCCAAUAGCCAAUGAUUAAUCAAUGUGCUCUAGUGGUGUCGUUAAACAAAACAAACUCUUCCCCUCUACAGUAUGCAUCCACCUUUGACCUGCUUAUUGGACGUAUUUUUGCUUUGUUUUUAUUUGGUCAUAAAUACUAUAAUAAAAAUAAUGUAUUCAGGACUAAACUGGCUGCAUUUUACUUUAUGACUGAAAAAAGGGGUAUUUGAAAACGUUAUAUACCUCUUGACAGAUCAGGUCAAAGCGUUUUACGUGCACAUUAAGAGCAAGCUGUUGUGGCACACGCCUGGCAUGAGCGCAAGUGUCGGGUUCCUCCGGUUCCUCCGUCCAGGACAGGAUUGCGUUCAGCCAGCACGAGCAGAAAAACGUUCACUAGACUGGUUUAUGCGCUUCACGGUAAACCAAAUGACCACGUCGGGAACCAAUCAAAUAGUUCGCGAGGGUUAGCGAAACGUUUGUCGGCUGAACUUGAAGUAGUCUUGAUAGAUAUCCCCUUAACCCCCUUUAUAGCUCAUUCCAUGAACACCACCCCCUGUCCCGAGCGUUACGUAAUUGUUGAACGGCAGUAGUUUUUCUUCGCGUUCCAAAAGGAUCAACAUUCUAACACAUUACUGUUAUGUUAAAUAAAUGUUCUGACGUUUUAUAAUAUUGAAAACUAUUAUGUGAAACAUGCUAAUACAUGAUACUUUUUCUCAACCUUCUAUGCAGGUUCCGUUUAAUAUAUACUGAAAAACAAAAGAAAAACAGAAAAGGGUUAUGGUUAUAAUUUGUAAUUAGAAUAUAUUUACUUCAUUAGAAACGCUCGAUUCUGUAAAAUGAGAAACUGUAUAUCAAACCAGAAGCGGAUCUGGAGAUGGGAUGGGGGGGGGGGGGGAGCAGGGGCCCGCACCCCCAUAAAUUUUGCGAUAGUUAUAAUUUUAUUAUAUAUUAACUUUAAGUUUUUACGAUCCCCCUCCAAAGCUCCCCCAAAGUUCCCUUGGCCUCAUGUCAUUGCAUCCCACUUCCCAAAUGGAUUUUUCUGAUCCGCCACUGCAAACUGUAAUUCUCCCGAAUCUAACUUCAAUACGUGUUAAUCCCUUAAUAAUUAUUAUUAUCAUUUUUUUUUUUCAAUUUAAUGUUCAUCUGAAAAUUAUAUUCACAUUUCUUUCGAAGUUCAGUAUAUAUGUAUUGUAUUAAAACAUAUUAUAUGACCUGAAUCAAUUAGUUAAAUUGCAUGUUUUAAAUUCAUUACGGAUGUUUCAUGUUAUGUUUUUCAAGUUUGGGUAAGUCUUUCUAUGGCUUGUAGGAUAAUCAUAACACUGUGUCUACAGGCGCGUGUGCAAGGUGGGGUUGGGGGAGGGUUGGGGGGGAGCGGUUGUGUGUCGAUCCCUACUCGGGCGAAUUUUCUUUUUGUUUUUAAAUGAAAUUUCUGGGGGAACAUGAUUCGACCACAGUCUAGACCCCCCCCCCCCCCUCCCCCGCAUUAAUGCCGGCAUAUGCGCCUGAUCUAUGAUAUUCGGAAUAAAACUUCAAAAACCACAGGUACCCCACCCACCAUUCCAAACAUUAACCCUGACGUGGUGGGGUAUACACAGCAGGCACGGCGGAAGCAAGUACAUGGGGGGAUGAGGGGGGGGGGCUGACAGAUCGAGAGCGCUAAGUAGUUUCGGUGGUGGGGGGGGGGGGGGUAUUCACUCGUAAAAUUUUGAAAUCUAGAUGUCCUGAAAUGCAAUUUCCUGCAUUUUACAAGUAAAAUUAAUCUCUGCCUUAAUUAUUACCAAUAAUAUUUUUUAUUCAGAAUUAUUGAGGAGGGCGAGGCUAGAGCCUCCAGUCUCCCUCCUGUUCCGCCGUGCCUGCACAGUAUUAUACUCACGGGUUUCUGUUUUGAGGUAACUCUUACAACCCUAUUAGUAACAAAGACAGACUAUUUGUAAAGAAUUUAAACCAGUAUUACGGGUUUUAUUACUGUAAAAAAUCACAAAACCCCCCAGCAACAUCGUUUCGUAAUAAAGUGUCAUUCUUUUA
Molecule: messenger RNA, 3908 nt
Organism: Gigantopelta aegis
Lineage: Eukaryota; Metazoa; Mollusca; Gastropoda; Neomphalida; Peltospiridae
Product: marginal zone B- and B1-cell-specific protein-like
Exons: 4
Coding region: 114-725 (203 amino acids)
Biological process (GO): regulation of B cell proliferation
Cellular component (GO): extracellular region; endoplasmic reticulum chaperone complex
Source: RefSeq, a predicted model, not a curated record